AUGUAUCAUUUUAAAUUCAGAGUCACACUCUCUAUUUUCUUUAUUAACAUCAUCAUUUCUUCUUAUUUAGCUUUCAGCCGUGCCCCAAUUCCGAUGGCUGUGGUCCGCAGAGAGCUCUCCUGUGAGAGCUACCCCAUAGAGCUCCGCUGUCCAGGAACAGAUGUCAUCAUGAUUGAAAGUGCCAACUAUGGGAGGACUGAUGACAAAAUUUGUGACUCUGACCCUGCUCAGAUGGAGAAUAUACGAUGCUAUCUGCCUGAUGCCUAUAAGAUUAUGUCUCAAAGGUGCAAUAACAGAACCCAGUGUGCAGUGGUGGCAGGUCCCGAUGUUUUUCCAGACCCAUGUCCAGGAACCUAUAAAUACCUUGAAGUGCAGUAUGAAUGUGUCCCUUACAUUUUUCUUUGUCCUGGACUACUAAAAGGAGUAUACCAGAGUGAACAUUUGUUUGAGUCCGACCACCAAUCUGGGGCAUGGUGCAAAGACCCUCUGCAGGCUUCUGACAAGAUUUAUUAUAUGCCCUGGACCCCCUACAGAACUGAUACCCUGACUGAGUACUCAUCCAAGGAUGACUUCAUUGCUGGAAGGCCAACUACAACCUACAAGCUCCCUCACAGGGUGGAUGGCACAGGAUUUGUAGUGUAUGACGGAGCUUUGUUCUUCAAUAAAGAGCGCACCAGGAACAUAGUAAAGUUUGAUUUGCGGACUAGGAUAAAGAGUGGAGAGGCUAUCAUAGCAAAUGCCAAUUACCAUGAUACCUCCCCUUACCGUUGGGGAGGCAAAUCUGACAUAGACCUGGCAGUGGAUGAGAAUGGGCUAUGGGUAAUCUAUGCAACAGAACAAAACAAUGGUAAAAUUGUCAUUAGUCAGUUGAACCCUUACACCCUACGGAUUGAAGGGACAUGGGAUACUGCAUAUGAUAAAAGGUCAGCUUCCAACGCAUUUAUGAUAUGUGGGAUUCUGUAUGUGGUCAAAUCUGUAUAUGAGGAUGAUGACAAUGAGGCCACAGGGAAUAAGAUUGACUACAUUUACAACACCGACCAAAGUAAGGAUAGUUUGGUGGAUGUACCCUUUCCCAAUUCAUACCAGUACAUAGCAGCUGUGGAUUACAAUCCCAGGGACAACCUUCUUUAUGUAUGGAAUAACUAUCACGUCGUGAAAUAUUCUUUGGAUUUUGGACCUCUGGAUAGUAGAUCAGGACAGGCACAUCAUGGACAGGUACCAUACAUCUCUCCACCAAUUCACCUUGACUCUGAGCUAGAAAGACCCCCUGUUAGAGAUAUCUCUACAGCAGGACCUCUUGGCACGGGAAGCACCACCACCAGUACCACCCUGCGGACCACAACUUGGAGCCCAGGCAGGAGUACCACCCCAUCGGUGUCAGGAAGAAGAAACCGGAAUACCAGCACCCCAUCUCCAGCAGUUGAGGUACCUGAUGACAUUACCACACACCUUCUGUCAGGAUCAUCCCAAAUCCCAGCUCUGGAAGAGAGCUGUGAGGCUGUGGAAGCUCGAGAAAUCAUGUGGUUUAAGACCCGUCAAGGACAGAUGGCAAAGCAGCCGUGCCCUGCAGGAACUAUAGAUAUUGAUCUUCAUAAAACUAAUACUUGA
This is a messenger RNA of Physeter macrocephalus (sperm whale), 1608 nucleotides long. Its product is annotated as adhesion G protein-coupled receptor L3-like. The record is from RefSeq and is a predicted model, not a curated record. Gene Ontology annotation, biological process: signal transduction. The transcript is spliced from 8 exons. NCBI's taxonomy places the organism in Eukaryota, Metazoa, Chordata, Mammalia, Artiodactyla, Physeteridae. Gene Ontology annotation, cellular component: membrane. Gene Ontology annotation, molecular function: G protein-coupled receptor activity; carbohydrate binding. The coding region runs from base 1 to 1608 and encodes 535 amino acids.